This is a messenger RNA of Botrytis fragariae, 1719 nucleotides long. Its product is annotated as putative het domain protein pin-c1 protein. Bases 1 to 1719 code for a protein of 572 amino acids. The record is from RefSeq and is a predicted model, not a curated record. NCBI's taxonomy places the organism in Eukaryota, Fungi, Ascomycota, Leotiomycetes, Helotiales, Sclerotiniaceae. The transcript has 2 exons.
AUGGGUAUUUGUGAUUUGUGUCUUGCCAUUCCUGCAGAGCCGUUUCUCAAUAGAGGUAUUGAGGAGUUUUCACAUGUUCAUCAUCUUUCAGUGAAAGGUCUCGAGAUAUCCGCAACAAACUGUCACAUAUGUGCCUUAUUCCAUAGUGCUAUUGCUUCCGCUCCAUCUCGUAACGAAGGGCAGAAGACUUAUUUGAAGAUCGACCGAAAGCAAGGGGCUUCUACCCCUCUUAGAAAUCCUAUUUCCUACCAAGUGGGAAGGGAUGGGCAGUCGUAUCUAUUUGAUGUAGAAACUACGGGAUUUCGGCCUCGUCGGCUCAUUAAUGUUGGAAGGUAUGGCACACCACCUCGACUAGUGGAGACGCAGCAAAACAAUGAUCGUUAUACAAAGUACCUUGCGUUGACACAUUGUUGGGGAAAGGAAAUGCCAGAGGCUGCAACAACAAAAACCAGAACACUCGAGCGGCGCUUGCUCUCCAUCCCUUUCAGGACGCUACCUCGAACAUUUCGCGAUGCGAUCACUAUUACCAGACGUCUCGGACUACAAUAUCUAUGGAUUGAUUCUUUGUGCAUUGUUCAAAACUCUUUGCAGGAUUGGCAACAAGAAUCAGCUAAGAUGGGGAAAAUCUAUUCCCAUGCAUACUGCACGAUCGCAGCAGCGGCAGCAACCAACUGUGAAGGGGGCCUCUUUGCACUACAUAGCGAGCUACCAUUGCUUCCUCAAGCUCCUAAUCAACCUGGAAUACUUUUCAAGACUCCUUACCCCGGAUGGGACAAUCUUUAUAACAAAAGUACACUGAUUCAAAGAAGCUGGACCCUACAGGAGCGUGAACUUUCGCCCAGAAUUUUACACUUCACUAAACACACUUUGCUUUUUGAGUGCCGAGAGGCUCGAAUAUCCGAUCAUAACCAUGGAUUGAAUAGCAAUAAAUGGGCUUUAAAAUCUAGUUUAUCACGUUAUGUCUUGAACUCGAGUGUAAGGUGUCUUGACAAGAUUCACGAGGGUAGUCCGCACCACGAUAUGAUGACUGAAAAGUAUCAUGAACUGUGGCGAAAGAUGGUGCAGGAUUAUAACAACCGUAGACUUACGCAUCGUUCCGAUAAAUUCCCGGCGCUUUCUGGUCUUGCUCUCGAAUUUGCUUACCUCUUGAAUGAUGAAUAUGUAGCCGGUCUAUGGAAAAAGGACCUUGUCAGAGGCUUAUGUUGGAAGUGGUUGUCAAAUCGUGCGAGGCAACAAAGUACGCAUAAUUAUGGACCUUCAUGGUCUUGGGCCAAGAUGAACGUCCCGAUAACAUACGGCCUUCUAAGAGAAGACCGGGUCUUCGAAUCGAGGGUCAACAGAGGACAAUUUGUUCAUGUACCAGUAGAUUCACGAAUUAGCGAUCCGGAAAUUUUACACAUUAGUAUCGUUCCUGAAGGGCAAGAUCCUCGUGGCACUCUUAUCUCAGGGAGAAUAUAUCUUCGCGGACAAUUGCUCCAAUUACAACGGUCUAAAACUGGUGACUAUUCUAUAGAUGUCGAAUCAUUACCAAUUAUAUUUGAUCAUUUACCUCAACCACCGGUAGACCUUUACCUGAUGAGCUUAGGGAGAACAAAUGUAGGGCUAGUUCUACAGGUAUUUGAACAAAGUAGCAAGGAAUACAAUCGAGUAGGAGUAAUUGCUCCUACGGAAUGGGAAUGGUUUAAAGAUAUCAAAUUCGAAAAUAUAACACUUGUCUAA